Molecule: messenger RNA, 2677 nt
Organism: Cannabis sativa
Lineage: Eukaryota; Viridiplantae; Streptophyta; Magnoliopsida; Rosales; Cannabaceae
Product: sulfate transporter 1.2-like
Exons: 13
Coding region: 464-2428 (654 amino acids)
Biological process (GO): transmembrane transport
Cellular component (GO): membrane
Source: RefSeq, a predicted model, not a curated record
AAAAAAAUCAUUGAUGUGAUUGAUAACUUGUAGAUUACAUGCCCUACAUGAAAAGCCAAACAGUUCUAUUAAUUAUACAUCUUAUUAUUUAUUGAAAUAUAGUAUCUAAGAUUGUCCUAUUUUUGGCUUUCCUUUUAUCAAUUUCUUAUGGUGCUAUGGCCCUUAUAUUGAGUCUUUUGAGAGAAUAUUAGAAAGACCCACAAGGGAGUGUGUAAAGGGAUGUUUAAUGAUUGGUUAGGCACGUAAAGUUGUAAACCCAAAUUGGUACGAUUUUGGAUUAAUUAGCUAGCAAGGCUUAUUCUCUUCACCAAAUCCUUUUGUCUCAACCUUAUUAAUUACCUUCAACACCAUUUAAGCUGCCAAAUAAGUCUCGAGAGAAUGGGCUCUCUAGCUAACUAGUACUUGUACUGUGUACGUGCGUUGGUUUGCAGGUGCAUUAAUAAUUAUUAAUUUAUAAUUAAUCAUGAGUGGAAGAGUUGGUGAUGAAUUCCAAACGAAGGAAAUAGAAGCAUGUGACCAUUCAGGGAGGCUGCCAUAUAUUCACAAGGUGGGAAAACCUCCCAAGCAAAACCUGCUCAAGGAAAUCACCAAUGUUGUCAAGGAGACAUUCUUUUCAGAUGAUCCUUUGCGUUCUUUCAAAGACAAACCAAAGUCAAAACAGUUGAUGCUCUGUGUCCAAGCAGUUUUCCCUAUCUUUGAUUGGGGUAGGGACUAUAGUCUUGCCAAAUUUAAAGGAGAUCUCAUUUCUGGCCUCACCCUUGCCAGCCUUGUUAUUCCUCAGGAUAUUGGAUAUGCAAAGCUUGCUAAUCUGCCUCCUCAAAAUGGAUUAUAUAGUAGCUUUGUUCCACCUCUUGUCUAUGCUUUCAUGGGAAGCUCAAGAGACAUAGCCAUAGGGCCAGUGGCUGUAGUGUCUCUUUUGCUUGGAGAUCUUCUUCAGGCUGAGAUUGAUCCUAAAGAUGCCAUUCCCUAUAGACGUCUCGCUUUUACAGCUACAUUUUUCGCCGGACUCACUCAAUUGGCACUUGGUUUUUUCAGAUUGGGCUUCUUGAUUGAGUUUCUAUCUCAUGCUGCCAUUGUUGGGUUCAUGGGAGGAGCUGCUAUAACGAUUUCACUUCAGCAGCUCAAAGGUUUGCUUGGUAUACAAAAGAAAUUCACAAAGAAGACUGAUAUUGUCUCUGUUAUGCGCUCAGUCUUCAACUCAGCCCACCAUGGGUGGAACUGGCAAACUAUAGUAAUAGCGGUCACUUUCUUGGCUUUUCUCCUGGCCGCCAAACACAUAGGGAAAAGAAACAAGAAGUAUUUUUGGGUGCCGGCAGUUGCUCCUAUGAUCUCUGUUGUUGUGUCCACUUUUUGUGUUUACAUAACUCGUGCUGAUAAAGAUGGUGUUCAGAUAGUGAACCAUAUUGAAAAGGGCAUAAAUCCAAUCUCAGCUAAUGAUCUAUUCCUCUCUGGAGAAUAUGUUGGUAAAGCCUUUAGGAUAGGCGUUGUGGCUGGUAUCAUAGCGCUAACAGAAGCAAUAGCAAUUGGAAGAACAUUUGCAGCCAUGAAGGACUAUCAGAUUGAUGGCAACAAAGAAAUGGUGGCAUUAGGAACGAUGAACAUUGUUGGUUCUUUGACCUCUUGUUAUGUAACUACAGGAGGGUUUGCUCGGACGGCUGUGAAUAACAUGGCAGGGUGCCACACGGUCGUGUCGAACAUGGUAAUGGCGGGUGUGGUGUUCCUAACGCUACAGCUGAUCACACCGUUAUUCAAGUACACACCCAGCGCUAUCCUUGCAUCCAUCAUCAUUGCUGCGGUGAUAAGCUUGCUUGACUUUGAGGCUGCAAUUCUCAUAUGGAAGAUCGACAAACUAGACUUCCUCGCUUGCAUGGGAGCUUUCUUCGGCGUUGUUUUCAUUUCUGUUGAGAUUGGUUUACUAAUUGCGGUUUCUCUAUCUCUUGCUAAAAUUCUUUUGCAAGUGACGAGACCACGAACUGCCGUACUUGGAAAGCUACCUAUGACUAGUGUGUACAGGAACACCCUGCAAUACCCAGAAGCAAGACAAAUUCCUGGAAUUUUAAUUAUCAGAGUUGAUUCUGCUAUUUACUUUACUAACUCUAACUAUAUUAAACACAGAAUUCUGAGGUGGCUAACUGAGGAAGAAGAGCGAGUGGAUGAAUGUCAUCUACCAAAAAUUCAACAUUUGAUUGUAGAGAUGUCACCUGUUACUGACAUUGAUACCAGUGGCAUCCAUGCUUUGGAAGAAUUAUACAAGAACCUUCAGAAGAGAGAGAUUCAGCUUGGAUUAGCAAAUCCAUGUACAACUGUGAUGGAGAAGCUAUACCAAUCAGAAUUUGCAGAUGAGAUUGGGGAGAGCAACAUCUUUCCCUCCGUCGGAGAUGCUAUUCACACAUUUCAACCCAAAACUAUCAUCACCGAAGAACCUUGACACCAUAAAUUUCAUUAUUUCUCAAGUUCUGUAAAUGUCAUCUGUAUUUUAAUACGAAUUAAUGGUCUUUUUUUACCGUAGGGAAUUGUCAUAAAUAUGGAGCUUUGUCCUUUUUUUCACACCUGUGUAAGAAAUUGUUGCAGUGGUCGAAAAACUAAAAAGUUAAUAAUUAUAUAAAGUGAAACAUGAAAUAUGGAAUUUUAUAAAAAAAAAAAAUUACAAAAAUAUGACAUUUUUAGGUUUGUUAUU